AUGUUAAAAAAAUACUUCAACCCGCACACCUUGGGUUUGACGGAUGUCUCUCUGCGAACGAUCCGAGACGGAAUUGCGGUACAGUCUAACACCGCCAACGAUCUCGAGCUCUUGUGCACCGCGAUCGAGGAGCACCCGAGCACCCGAGACGUAACGAGGGGUUGCGUAAUUACAAUUUCAUUGUUCAAACUUUGCGUAAAGGACGUACUGCCAGGACAGUACAACAAGCAUUUUGAGCUCUUUGUGUCUGCUCUGUACAUGUUAACCAAGACAGUGGUACUAAAAGAAGACGUUGACGUCAGCACAGAGAAGAUGACAGAAUUCGUAGUGAUGACAGAAUGCCUGUACUGUAAGGCGCAGAUGACCUCUCACCUCCAUACUCUGCUGCACCUUCCGAAGGCUGUGCUGCUUCACGGGCCUUUGUGGGCACUCUCGUGCUUCCCGUUCGAAAGCAAUAUGGGUCAUCUCCUGAAGCUUGUUUCUUCAUCGAAUGGUGUGCCCUUUCAGAUUUUGUCGCGCAAUAGCUUCUUCGAGCUAAAAUCUAUGGCCUCAGACGAAGUGCAUGCACACCUGUCAUUGAAGAAACGUGAAAAGCCAGCUGACUUUCAUCUUUUCGGUAAGCCAAGACAGCCGCCUCAGUAUCUCUCUGAACUCGUUGAGGAGCUGGCCUCAGCACAGGAACUUUCUGAGUAUGAUCGUGUGCGUGUUGCUGGACACACGCUCCACAGUACCCAGUACAGGCUUCCGUCGGAGCGAGAUUCGACGGUUCUUAGGCUGGGGAAUGAGUACAUAAGGGCAGAACACAUAAUCUCUGCAAGUGGUGACGAUGGGAGCCAAAGCGUGUACAUCGUGUCGUAUGUCUACGACGUGUCCAAUUUUGGAAAUGUGAAGCACCUUAAGCUUGCCACAAAGCAAACCACUAAGAAAGUACACAAGCUUCGUGGUAAUGCAACUCCAUGUAUGUUUUUAGAUGUCGAUGGUGCUGUCAUUUUUGCACAGCUGUGUAACAGGUACGAGUGGUCGUAGAUUGUCCAACACUGUUCCAAAUGAGUUUGACGUAGCAUGCAGUUUUUGGUUUGAGUUUCCGGUUGUAACCUUAAAUUGGCACUGAAGUCAUUUCUGAAAAAGGUAGUUUUUGAUCUUAUAUUAUUUAAAAUUUGUUAGUUCCCACAUAUACCAAGUCCUAUAUUACAGACCUGCCUAUUUACCUCGGGGCAAUAGAAAAACAUGUGGAUUUUUUUUUUCACGGACUACAUCGUGAGGACCGAUGGAAGUUUAACAACACGUGCAGAUUCUGGAUGAUUUUAUUAUAACUCAUUUCGAAGACAGUCUGAUAGGUACAUAUUCAGAUAAGACUCCUCUUUUUCACUGCGAGCGAGGCCAUUGCUUGCAACUCGCCGGCAAGUGCCCUUCGUCGACCACUUCACUCGGAAGAGAAUUCUUCCCAAAAAGGGUGUGUCGCAAUUUUUGAACAUGCUUUUAGCGAGGAAAUAAGCUAUGCACGAUUGUAAUUUCGGGUUUGUUAGAUGCUUAGAGCGUCUAGAUUGAGUUGUCACCACAAAAGUUUGAUCUGAGAAUCGACUUCAGUGCCCCUAUAAUUUUCCUCUUAGGCCGGCAGUUCCACAGCCACAGUCUUUAUUGUUGGUGUUUAACGUUUUAUUUUUUAUGGUGCUUAGAAAGUAGCUGCAGAGCUGUUGUUUUGGAGGCAUUUAUUUAAUAUUGGUGGGUAAAUUACAACCAAACUUUAAAAGUCAAACCAACGACGUGCCAAACCAACGACGGGCAUCUGGCACGCCCAAGCGGAUGACUGAGGAUUAAUUUCGACAACCUGGGGAUCUUUUGACGUGCAACCAACCAAACUUUGUUGACAUAACUAAUUUACGUGAAUUUACCCACCGAUAUUAAAAACAUACCUACAAAACAACAGCUUUGUAGCUAUUUCCUAUGCUCCUCCGAAAAUAAAACCUUAAAAGCUAGCAUUAAAGAAUGUGGGCGUGUGACCGCCACCUUAUGUAAACGCAAAACUGCAGACACUGUGUAUUGUUAUUUUAUCCUGUAUUUGUUGUUUUGCAACCAAUUUUUUGCAUAUUUCAUUAUUCAGACUAUGCUAAAGGUGUUAGGUUUUGUUGUGCAAAUUGUGUGUACAGAUUUGUUUUUGACUUUCUUUAAAUU
Messenger RNA from Ixodes scapularis (black-legged tick), 2172 nucleotides. RefSeq lists its product as uncharacterized. The transcript has 2 exons. The coding region runs from base 1 to 1026 and encodes 341 amino acids. Lineage: Eukaryota; Metazoa; Arthropoda; Arachnida; Ixodida; Ixodidae. The record is from RefSeq and is a predicted model, not a curated record.